AUGGCCAACAAGGCGGCUGCUGUCCCAGGUUCUGGCGAGGAUAAGGUCGUUUCCACUGACAGCUUUGAUGUUACACGUUUCGUUGAUUCCUUGUUGAACACGGACGAGGAAUGGCUCAAGCAAAGUGUCAUCAUCGGUGAGAAGAUUACGACGAACGAGAUUAAUGCUAUUACUAAGGAUGUGAACGAUUCUCAGUGGUCCAUGACAAUGUAUAAAAGUGAAGCAUCUAAAGGUAAUCGUAUCUGA
This is a messenger RNA of Fusarium proliferatum ET1, 246 nucleotides long. RefSeq lists its product as uncharacterized. The record is from RefSeq and is a predicted model, not a curated record. Bases 1 to 246 code for a protein of 81 amino acids. The transcript has 2 exons. NCBI's taxonomy places the organism in Eukaryota, Fungi, Ascomycota, Sordariomycetes, Hypocreales, Nectriaceae.